ACAACAACAAACAGGUAUAAAAUUGUUUACUUAUUUCGAUUAACGUUGAUGAAUUGAUAGAUUUUUAUUGUUGUAUAUGUUUAUUGUUAUUUGUGUAUUUGAAAUGUAGGGUUGAAUCUUCUCACUGGGCUUUAAAAAGAGUGUUACAAAAUAGCCUUGGAAACUUAUGCAGUGUUUGGGAUGCCAUGAACAACAUGGUGACGCUACAGCACACGGAAAUUAGAGCAUCAUUUGAAACAAGUACACAUGUCAUUGGACAUGUAUUCAGAAAAACCUUAUACAAGAGUCUUCUUGGAAUGGUUUCAAGGUAUGCUUUAAAUCAGAUUGCUGCUGAAUUUGAGAGUGUUCACUAUGCUGGCAACAAUCCUUCCAGUUGUGGUUGUGUGAUGAGAACGACGCACGGUCUUCCUUGUGCUUGUGAUCUAUUCAAAUAUGUUGUUGGUUGCAUCCUGUUGGAUUCAAUCCAUAUGUUCUGGAGGAGACUCAAUUUUUCAGAUCAAGGGAUAUCUGAGCCCGAGGUGAGCAUCAAGGAAGAAAUCGAAACAAUAUCCAAAAGAUUUGAUGAACUUGAUGUUUGUGGUAAGUUUACUCUGAAGACAAAGCUUCGGGGAAUUGUAUACCCUAAUCAGAAUUCAAUGUGUCCUCCUCCAGCAAAGGUUAACACAAAAGGUGCAUCGAAAAAACCGAUGAAAAGAAACCCAAGGUCAACAAAGCGUGAUCCAUCUUAUUAGGAGUAUGUAGAUGCAUUUCAUUCUCUACAAAAUAGCAAUUCGUCAGUGAGGCGUAGUUCAUCAUCUUCUGACCAACCCAAUCCAAGAAGGAUGAUGCCUAUGUUGGAUCAAUUUCAGCCAUUUAUCCACGACUUCAUUGAUAAUAUUGUUGAUGUCGGUGCUGAUGAAAAUUGUGGAUAUCGGGCGGUUGCCAGUUUAUUAGGUAUGGGUCAAGACCCUUGGUCAUUGGUCUACACCCAUCUGCUUAUAGAACUUGCCAAAUUCGCAGAAGACUAUAUCAAGCUCUUUGGUGGCACAGACAGAUUUGAGAAUUUAAGGAUGUCACUACAUGUUGAUGGGUUAACCACGGUCACUAUGGAUAAGUGGAUGGAUAUAACCGACAUGGGAUAUAUAAUUGCAUCAAGGUAUAAUGUAAUCCUUGUAUCCUUGUCUCCCCAACAAAACAUGAUGUUCUUUCCUCUUAGAAGUCAACCACCGGGAGAUCCUUCGGUGCAUCGCAUAAUUUGUAUCGGUCACGUCAAUGACAAUCAUUUUAUUCAGAUUAAUUUAAAAGAUUGUUGUCCUUUACCGUCGAUAUCAUUGUUAUGGUCCACCAGUUGUCAUACUCAGGCGAAGCAGUAGCCAACUCCAUAUAUUAGUAGAAUGCAACAUUAUAGAAGCUUGAUGUCGUACAAAAGAGACUAUGUUGACUUAAAUGAUGAUUGAAAAUGUACCUCUGUUUAUUUGUUAUGUUAACAUAAAAAUUUGUUGCUUAUUCGAAAAAAAAUCAUUGUUGCAACUAAAAUAAAGUAUGCAUGUAUGAUAAGUCGUUGUCUAAGUUGACAAUACAUUAGGAAAUGCAAGCGUGUUAACAUAAAACAUGACAGGACACUAUAAGACUUGACUACACGUUGAGAAA
Messenger RNA from Glycine soja, 1629 nucleotides. RefSeq lists its product as uncharacterized. NCBI's taxonomy places the organism in Eukaryota, Viridiplantae, Streptophyta, Magnoliopsida, Fabales, Fabaceae. The coding region runs from base 822 to 1352 and encodes 176 amino acids. The record is from RefSeq and is a predicted model, not a curated record. The transcript has 3 exons.